AGAAAUUAUCGAUUUCCAAAUGAAAGGCAGAAUUAAGGCUUGCUGCAUCGCCAAGACGAUAGAUUGGACAGGGAGGAGGGCUCCGCAGCAGGAUAAACAGAGCGGAUUGAUAGUACCUUGGCGGAGGGAGCGACUUGGCAGACUUGCUGGCGACGACUCGCUGCGUACCUUUGUUCGGUGAAUAUUAUACUUUUGCGACCCACGCGCUGAACCAAACAUCAAGACGUCUGUUUCGAGAACAAGCGCGCCAAGCUCUGGGCACAAGUGAAGGCUGACAAUGUCAGUGGACACUGCAAGC
Messenger RNA from Bipolaris maydis ATCC 48331, 298 nucleotides. Lineage: Eukaryota; Fungi; Ascomycota; Dothideomycetes; Pleosporales; Pleosporaceae. The record is from RefSeq and is a predicted model, not a curated record.